AUGGCCUCCAUUCUUCGCCAGAUCGUUGCUGGCCCACGACUCAAGCAUCCCGAAGCAGGACUAGAUCUUUGCUAUGUCACCGACGACAUCAUCGCAACGUCUGGUCCUUCCGGUACAUACCCGCAACGCGCAUACCGAAACCCGCUCGAUGAGCUUGUCAAGUUUCUAGACUAUAAACAUGGUGCGAAUUGGUGUAUCUGGGAAUUUCGAGCGGAAGGCACUGGGUAUCCCGACUCGGAGGUUUACAAUCGCAUCCAUCACUUCCCAUGGCCAGACCACCAUCCCCCACCAUUUGCGCUUAUUCCCAAAAUCACGGCCAGUAUACGGGAAUGGUUGCGCCCGGAAGAGACUCAGCAGAAGGAACAUGGGCCGAUGGCGGAUGCGAAACAAGAGUUCUCUGACAAAAGGGUUGCCGUGGUACACUGCAAAGCAGGGAAAGGUCGCAGCGGGACUAUCGCCACAUCUUACCUGAUCAGUCAAGAGGGAUGGGCCAAAGACGAGGCGUUGCAGCGUUUUACGCAGCGGCGCAUGCGAGUCGGCUUCGGGAACGGAGUGAGCAUUCCUAGUCAACUUCGGUACGUCGGGUACGUCGACCGCUGGACGAAUCAGUUAGGGAAACGCUACGUCGACAGGCCAGUGGAGAUCCUUGAGAUCCAUACUUGGGGACUGCGCGAUGGUGUCAAGGUCAUCGUGCAAGGAUAUGAAGAGGAAGGGCGGAAGAUCAAAAGCUUCCAUCUUUUCCACCGCCACGAACGCACUGUAGUCGAGGCAGGCGAUGACGAAAGGCCCAUCGAGACGGUGACGCUUCCAACAUCAGGGCAAGCGGCCACGGACACCCAACCGUCUACGACUUCCCUUCCUGCUCAAGUCGGAGUACCCAGUUCAGCAUCCGAACUCUCAACCCAUACGACUGCUACAUCGAAUCUCUCGGCUAUCAUCUUCCGUCCACAGACGCGCAUCAUUAUUCCCAAUUCUGACGUGAACAUUGACUUUGAACGUCGCAGCAAAGCGUCAUAUACCGGUUUUGCUAUGGUCACUUCUGUUGCGCACGUCUGGUUCAAUGCCUUCUUCGAGGGGGGCGACGAAUUCGACUCGGGCGUGUUCGAAAUGGAAUGGGAUGCGAUGGACGGCAUUAAAGGAAGCGCGAGAAAAGGAAUUCGCUCCUUUCAGCGAAUGAAGGUUGUAUGGAAAUAUCCUAGUGAUCAUCCUGCGCAGGCCGAAUCUCAUCCUUCUGCAACCGAGCAACCGCUUAGCAAUUCAAAGCCUCGUGACCCAGCAAUGGAUUCGCAUGCUCCUUGGUUGCGCGGAAAAGGGGACGGUUCCUCAGCAAAUAAUGCACAAGGCUCCUCGCCGUCACAGACACAAGGUCAAGAAAAGGUAACUCCCUCGGAAGAAAAUACUUCGAAUCCCACAGAUCGCAUGUUGCUUGCUGUUAAUGAGGGCUCGCUCCAUGAGCUCCAGCGACAGCUGGGCCUACGAAAGCAAACCGAUGAAAGCAAGGACGUCAGCCUAGCAGGCACUGAUGACGAGACUCGAGCAAUGUUGGAGGAGGAAGCUUUGCACAAGAAAAGGAAUGUCGUCAGUGACCGUGAUCACCCAGAAAGCGCUGCGAGGCACGAGGAAGAUGAAGGUAUACAGCCUUACCUUGGCCAUGAAGGCGAGGAAGGCGGAGCUAAGACACUGAAUUCUCGGGCGUAA
Penicillium diatomitis is the source of this 1698-nucleotide messenger RNA. Its product is annotated as putative phosphatidylinositol-3,4,5-trisphosphate 3-phosphatase. Lineage: Eukaryota; Fungi; Ascomycota; Eurotiomycetes; Eurotiales; Aspergillaceae. The record is from RefSeq and is a predicted model, not a curated record. Gene Ontology annotation, molecular function: protein tyrosine phosphatase activity; protein tyrosine/serine/threonine phosphatase activity; phosphatidylinositol-3,4,5-trisphosphate 3-phosphatase activity. The transcript is spliced from 3 exons. The coding region runs from base 1 to 1698 and encodes 565 amino acids. Gene Ontology annotation, biological process: phosphatidylinositol 3-kinase/protein kinase B signal transduction; protein dephosphorylation; regulation of phosphatidylinositol 3-kinase/protein kinase B signal transduction. Gene Ontology annotation, cellular component: cell projection; plasma membrane; cytosol.